AUGUCAAGGAUGCGCAUCUUGGUGAUUCUCUUUAUGACAUUUCUCUCGAGGUUGUGUUCAUAUUCAAUAUUACGAUUAUUAUUAAAUAACCUUUUGACACGACACAAUUACACAGACGAGUAUAAGAAUGGCGCGGAUGAAUUUAGGGGAGAAUCCAAGGACCCUUCCUCCCAGUCGGCUAUGCUGGAGAAAACUUCGGAUAUCACGAUUGGCGGAAAGACGCUAGCCUCUUCCAUGGAGGCACUCGAAUACCGUGUGUCACGUUCAGUCAAUCUUCGAUAUGAGGCCCAUACUCAAUUAAACAAUUUUCUCAUGGCAAAAGACAUGAACUUGUGUGGGAAAUCAGAUGCACGAGAGUUCAAUCUUCGAUUCAACAAGAUCAGGAUGCUAAGCAUCACUCUAUCAUCAGAAGCAAUAUCGCACCAUGGACAGGCAGAUAGCACACCUGACAACGACUAG
Messenger RNA from Sclerotinia sclerotiorum 1980 UF-70, 459 nucleotides. RefSeq lists its product with no specific name. The coding region runs from base 1 to 459 and encodes 152 amino acids. The record is from RefSeq and is a predicted model, not a curated record. The transcript has 6 exons. Lineage: Eukaryota; Fungi; Ascomycota; Leotiomycetes; Helotiales; Sclerotiniaceae.